Arabidopsis arenosa is the source of this 1132-nucleotide messenger RNA. Lineage: Eukaryota; Viridiplantae; Streptophyta; Magnoliopsida; Brassicales; Brassicaceae. The record is from the annotation of a GenBank genome assembly.
GCUCGCUGCUACUAAUUUUGAUUUAGUCAUUGUUCCCCAUCGUUAAUAUUUCCGCUCCGUUCACUUUGCUGGAGAUUCAUGAUGUUAUUAUAUAAUUUUGCAGUGGAAGGAUAUCUACUGCCUUCUGAGGUCUUCACUUGCAACACAAUUGUUGAGCUGAAACUCAAUUGCAAGAUACUCGUUGAUCCUCAUACUCUCGGUUAUCUUGUUAUUGAUGAUAUCCCUGAGAAUGCUUUCCUUCCGGGGCUUGAGUCUCUCUAUCUCAAAUCAAUUCGGUUCUCUGAUCUACGCGGAUGUGCUUUCCAAACGCUUCUUUCUGCUUGUCCUGUGCUUAAGACAUUAACCAUACAUGAUGUGGAGUGGGAACAUUGGAAAUGGUCUCGCACUGUAUCAAGUCCAACCCUUCAGAGGCUUAUUAUUCAACGUUCAGAAUACGAUGGUUUUAGUGGGCCUGCAAGAUACCUAGACGAAGAUGAUCCUAUUACAAGCAAUCCAACUAAUCUGAUUAAGGGGUUAAGAAAUGUUGAGAUCUUGCAUUUAUCAUCUAUUGGAACUGCUCAGGGUCCAUUGCACUAUGAUGAUGAUGAUGAUGAUGAUGAUGAUGAUGAUGAUGAUGAUGAUGAUGAUGAUGAAGAAGAAGAAGAAGAACCUGAAUACUAUUGCGAGUGUUCGUCGGGAUGUAAUUGUCUAUUGUCAUGUCCUGUGGAAGUCCUGGAGAUCUCCAAGUACAUGGGAACUACCAAAGAACUGGAGAGAGUGAAGCAUUUCUUAGUGAAGCUGUCAUGUCUUGAGCAUGUGAAACUUGGUGUUCUGUCAAGAGGCGGCGACAAGGAAAAAUUGAGAAUCACCACUGAUCUGCUAAUGCUUCCUAGAGCUUCGGUCAAUUGCAAGAUCCAGAUCAAGUUUUCUAAAAACUACUACUAACCAUCCACGAGGAACAAACUUUGGUCCUCCUAGUUGCAUAAGUCUGCUUGUAAACACUCUUGCUGGUUUAUUACUUUGUUGGAGUUUACUUGUUAUCUUAGUCUGAUCUUCUUUCUAAGACUUGUUUUGAUUUUGCUUUAAUGGGUUUUCUUAUGAUCUUACUCCAAAAUGACAAUUUAUCACCCAUGAACAAAUCUAAAAGUAGAAU